UGAGUAAAACACACAAUUUAUGUGAAAUAAAGAGUCAUAUCUGUGUUGUACUUAAAAUAUUCAUGUGUGUAUGCACAUUUUCCAAAUAGAGUUUCUAAUAAAAAUGUAGAUUUCAGAUUGUGAUUAUGUCCGAUCUCAGGGUUCACAAUGAUUCCUCCGCUAUGGUUUGCUCUCUGCUGUGCAACGUGGCUCCCAGGUCUGUUCUUUAACAUGUAGCUACUACAAAACAAAUCUGUCAAAAAUCAUUAAACUCUGCCUCCAAUGAGCCAUUUCUCUCCUCUUGCAGAGCUGCUGGAGGCCAAAUCCUUGCUGAAUGUCAUCAGGCAGGAAGAGAUGGUCCCCGUCAGGAUUGACUCUGACAAAGCAAACGACUUUCUGGGUCACUCCAGGCCCAAGCGGAAUGCGGACCCCAAGUGGUACCUAAACAACCCAGAUUUCCAGGCUUAUUAUCGCUACUACAGCAGCAUCGGGCACACCGAGGGGCUGUAUGAGAUUGAUAAGCUGCGGAUGCUCUACCAGCAAAAGAGGUACCUCGAGCACACCUAUGGCCCCAACGCCUCUUAUUUCCAGAGCAAACUGGGAGUUCCAGUCAUCAUGUGCGACCCCGUCACAGAUAAGAGAUGCAAAGUCAAUCCCCCGCCUCCUCACACAAAAGGGGUGCCUCCCCCUCCUCAGACAAAGGGGGUGCCCCCGCCUCCUCACACAAAAGGGCCAACAGAGCCCCCUCUUCCACUUGCUCCGACAAUGUCACAGGCAGAUGUGCUCUAUCUAUGCAACAACAGGGACCCCCUAUGCAAACCCCACAUCGUGUACCUGCCCACGGGAGCUGUACCUGUGCUCUGUGACCCCCGCUACCACCCCCACUGCACACCCCAGAAAGCACCCCCAGCCCCCAUGCCCUAUCCUCUACCCCCUUCGUCUGAAAAAUCGGCCCCACCGGCCCCCAUCCGUACCUUUAAGGCUAUGGAGUAUGACUGUGACCCUUACUGGGAUCCCGACUGCCUGAUUGACAACCCACCCACACCAGUGAAGGGACAGGUUGUGCUCGCCCCACCACCACCAGCCCCUGAAGAGGAGGAGGAAGAAGCUGAACCUGUGGAGGAACCAGCACCCCCUGCACCGAUGAAGACGAAAGCAUACCACUACCCAUACUACACUUUACCCUACGACCCCAGGGAUGAUCUGUAUGACCCGGUCCGCUUCCAGUACCCCCAGCCUGCUGAUGAUGAUCCCACAGAGGACAGUCAGUAG
Messenger RNA from Thalassophryne amazonica, 1251 nucleotides. RefSeq names its product actinodin3 (gene and3). The record is from RefSeq and is a predicted model, not a curated record. The coding region runs from base 262 to 1251 and encodes 329 amino acids. The transcript has 4 exons. NCBI's taxonomy places the organism in Eukaryota, Metazoa, Chordata, Actinopteri, Batrachoidiformes, Batrachoididae.